Messenger RNA from Dibothriocephalus latus, 768 nucleotides. The record is from the annotation of a GenBank genome assembly. Lineage: Eukaryota; Metazoa; Platyhelminthes; Cestoda; Diphyllobothriidea; Diphyllobothriidae.
AUGCAUGCUAAGGCGACAUGGACGGCCCUCCGACGCCUGAUGCCCGGACAGCGUCCGUUUGUGCUUAGCCGAUCGACAUUUACGGGUGCUGGUCGCUACACCUAUCACUGGACAGGGGACAAUUUCGCCACCUGGGAAGACCUCGCUGCCUCAAUCCCACAGAUCCUAAACUUCAAUAUUUUUGGAAUUCCUCUGGUAGGCGCGGAUGUUUGUGGUUUCAUUGGAAACACCACGGAGGAAUUGUGCAUUCGGUGGAGUCAACUGGGUGACUUUUACCCCUUCUCGAGAAAUCACAACAUUCUAAACGGUCGGGAACAGGAUCCCACUAGUUGGGGUGGCGUGACUGUGGGCACCAUUCGGAGGACUAUCGAACUCCGCUAUAGCCUGAUACCCUACCUGUACAGUCUCUUCUACAGGGCAAAUUUAGACGGGAGAAAUGUUGCACGCGCGCUAUCACUUGAAUACCCAAAGGACCUGACGUGUCAUUCGAUCAAAAAGCAGCUUCUCUGGGCUUCCUGUCUUCUGAUCACGCCUGUGUUGAAGCUGGGUGCCAGGAGCGUCUAUGGCUAUCUACCGCAGGGUCAGAGGAUCGGACUGAAUGGCCAUUUACGUCUCAAAAGUAAAGGCGAAUGGUUCUAUUUUGAGACACCACUAAAUCAGAUUCCUCUUCACGUGAAGGCUGGCUGUGUACUGCCAAUGCAUGUGCCUGCACAGACACUUAAUCAGGCGCGCGAAAGAGGAAUUGGUGUUUUGGUUGUCCUGAAGUAG